CAACUGAUUAGGGUACCUAUAAUAUAUGACUCAUUAAUACCCGUGUUUAAAAAACAAAAUUCGUAUCGAAGUCCCUUUUUGUAUGAGAAAUAAAUAUUUAGCUUUAGCAUUUAGAUAUUAAGGCGUCGCUUGGUGUUUUUUUCUGAUCAAAUAAGGUAGUUCGAAGUUUCAUUCAAUCCAUUCUCUUCUCAACUAUAUAUCCAAAACGGCAAAAGUUCACUCAUGGCAACCGUUCCGUUGAUCUCUACUUCUCUAAAAAGGCUUGAGGGGAAGGUGGCCCUAAUCACCGGUGGUGCAAGCGGCAUCGGCGAGGCAACCGUAAGACUCUUUUCCAAACACGGAGCUCAAGUGGUGAUAGCUGACAUCCAAGACGAAAUGGGUCAUUCUAUUUGCAAAGACUUAAACAAUUCCUCUGCUUCCUUCGUCCACUGCGACACCACAAAGGAAACAGACGUUGAAAACGCUGUUAACACAACCGUUUCCAAGUACGGUAAACUAGAUAUUAUGUUUAACAAUGCCGGAAUAUCCGGAGUAAACAAAACCAACAUACUUGAAAACAAGUUAUCUGAAUUUGAAGAAGUGAUUAAAGUUAAUUUGAUUGGUGUGUUUCUUGGAACAAAACACGCUUCAAGGGUAAUGAUUCCAGCUCGACGGGGAAGCAUAAUUAACACAGCUAGUGUUGGUGGAAGCAUAGGUGGUGCUGCUCCACAUGCCUAUACAAGUUCAAAGCACGCCGUUUUAGGUCUAAUGAGAAACACGGCGGUCGAGCUUGGACCGUACGGUAUUCGGGUGAAUUGUGUGUCACCUUAUCUUGUUGCAACCCCGUUGGCUAAGAAAUUCCUUAAGAUUGAUGAUGAAGGGAUUUUAGCGGUUUAUUCUAACCUAAAGGGUGUUAAUCUUGUGCCAGAAGAUGUGGCUGAAGCUGCUUUGUACUUAGGAAGUGAUGAGUCCAAAUAUGUUAGUGGUCACAAUCUUAUCGUGGAUGGAGGAUUCACAGCUGGAAACAGUGGGUUUUGUAUUUUUGGACAAUCUGUUUGAACAUAUGUCGCUUGUGGAGAUGUAAUUUGUUACCACAUUGGUGCUUUCAUCUUUGGCUACUCUUAUGCAUUAGAGGUGUGCAUGAUCUCAAUGGCAGAAAUUUAGGUGAUUUAUAAUGAGUUGGAAUUGACUUUUUUAAAGAGUUCAGAAACAUUUAUAUUAGAUUAGACAAUGAAAUAACAGUGUCCUUAAUUUUGAAUAAUUGUUCUAAUAAAAAUUUACGUUAUUGUCUUGUUA
Molecule: messenger RNA, 1275 nt
Organism: Cicer arietinum (chickpea)
Lineage: Eukaryota; Viridiplantae; Streptophyta; Magnoliopsida; Fabales; Fabaceae
Product: borneol dehydrogenase, mitochondrial-like
Molecular function (GO): oxidoreductase activity, acting on the CH-OH group of donors, NAD or NADP as acceptor
Source: RefSeq, a predicted model, not a curated record